Messenger RNA from Ostrea edulis (European flat oyster), 3869 nucleotides. Its product is annotated as endothelin-converting enzyme homolog. NCBI's taxonomy places the organism in Eukaryota, Metazoa, Mollusca, Bivalvia, Ostreida, Ostreidae. Gene Ontology annotation, molecular function: metalloendopeptidase activity. Gene Ontology annotation, biological process: protein processing. Bases 472 to 2925 code for a protein of 817 amino acids. The record is from RefSeq and is a predicted model, not a curated record. Gene Ontology annotation, cellular component: plasma membrane. The transcript has 21 exons.
GUGAAGUAAAUAUGAAUGGGCGGUUCAAGUUUUUUCGGAUGUUUAUAUUUAGCAUACGACGAUACGUAACACACUGUGAAUGUAAAUAACAGCGAGGCAUGCACAUGUUCGCUCGAUAAGUCCCAAUACAUGUUCUGUAUGUAUAAGAAAUAAUUUAAAGUGAGGCUUGAAAAUCAAUUGCAAAUGCCUGUGAUAAAGUGGAUUUAAAAAAAUGCAAACAUUAGAUUAAAAAUAUGAAAUGGUUAUGCAUGGCUGGAUAUAUUCGUUGACUUGGUAAUAACAUCGCCGGCUCUCGAUACUGCACUGUAAGACGGUGUGCUGAAUGUUGUGUUAUAAUGUCAUUCCCGAGACUUCCUCGAACAUGUCAGUUCAUACAUGUCAGUAAAUUUAGACAUGACUGGAACUUGUUGAUAUUGUAAUUUGAAUGUGUAUGUGAAGUAUGGGGAAUUUAGUUUGUGAAGCCUUGACAAUAUGAACACACAGUACGGCACUACAGAAUGCAGUCUGGCGGACUUACCCCCUGUCAUCGUGAUCAACCCCGGGAAACAAAGGAGCAAUGGCGUCACAGAAUCCAACGAAUUGCUGUCUCAAGGCCAUACAGAGCACAUAAUGAUUAAGGAAUUUGAUCGUGUGGACUCGGAGGAUGAUAUUUUGGGCGAAUACCGAGAAGAAUGUAAAGUCGGAUCCGGAUGUUUACGGAAAAGAACUGGACUAGAGAAAUGUUUCGGUGGAUUCAUAAUGGUUCUCCUUAUUGUAACUCUUGCCUUAAUCAUUGCAUUAGCACAACGAAAAAGUGGAACAGAGUCGAGGGAUGUUUGUGAAACCAAAGAAUGUAUUCUGGCAGCCAGUUCUGUUUUGAAGUCUAUGGACCAAUCUGUGAAUCCAUGUAUUGACUUCUACAAAUACGCCUGUGGAGGAUGGGAUCGCGACACGCCCAUCCCGCCCGGAUAUUCCAUGUGGGACCGAAUACAGGAAUUAUCAUACACCAACUUGCAUCAUCUCAAAGACAUUUUAGAAAAAGCCAGCGGAUUAGUGACUUCUGAUUCUGGGAAGAAAACCAAACAGUUUUACCAGAGCUGUAUGUCAGAGAGUCGACAAAGAAGGGAUCAGACACUAGCGAACUUCACAGAUCUCAUCAAAUAUGUCUCCUCGGAAAACUUUAAUUUUGCCGUGAUGCUGGAGAAAGUCCAUUUGCUGGACGCGUGGCCACUUUUCACCGUCUCUGUCGGUCCCAAUGAAGUAUCCCCAGAGGACGGCUUUAAUGUUGUCAGGAUAGACUAUGGCUAUUCCCAAUAUCCAUAUCAAAGCUUUCCGAAACCGUCCGAACCUUCCGUCACAGUAGAUACUGUGCCUAACAACGAAACCACCAUCCCUCCUCCAGCGGCCAGUCGUCAACAAACAGGCUCUCCUACUUACCUAAGCUGGGAUAUCAAUGAGAUAGUGAAAAAAUUCUUCACAGGAACAAAGCAAAUUUUAAGGACCGUCUUCAAUAAAACAGAACAAGAAUCAGAAUCACUGUCUCACAGUCUUCUUGAACUGGAGAAAAAGAUUGGAUGGACACGUGACAGUGAACAGCACAUCCACAACCGAUCAGCGGUAUACACCUUCCUAAAGAUCAAAGACUUGCAGCGCAAAUGCCCCAUGCUGACUUGGGACAUGUAUUUGUUAAGAAUUCUCUCCAAAUCCAAUGUGUCUAUCAAUGAUGAUACGAAAAUAGUGGUGCUACAUGAGGCAGGGCUGAGUAAGCUGUGUGCCAUUAUUGACUCCUAUAAAACAGACAAACCCAGUGUCUUAAAGUAUUAUCUACUGAUGCAUCUUGUGAAGUCGUUCGUGCCCUAUUUUGACGUUACCACAUUCGAUGACGAGGAUGCUGAUAUAGAAGAAGAGGUUGAAAAUGAAGGAGAGCAUUGGAGGAGAUGUGCCUUCUACACAAAUAGAGCCUUUGGUUUCGUAACUGGAGCUAUGUAUGUUAAUGAAACUGAGAAAGGAAUAUCUGUCCUAAAGAUUCAAAAUCUUGUAAAAGAUAUAAAAUUGGCAUUUAAGGAUUAUCUGCUUAACAAAAUAUGGAUGGAUGCUAGUACACGAAGUCAUGCAGAGGAAAAGUUAUCCGAUAUGUUAGAGAAGAUCAGUUAUCCCAAUGAAAUACUGAAAUCUCACUUUUUAGAUCAAUACUACAAAGAGUUCGAAGUUAGUGAUGAUUGGUUCAGUAAUAUAAAAAGCAUGAAGACCUUCCGAGUGACAAAGACUGUGGAGAUGUUUAAUAAAGCUGUGGACAGGCAGAGUUGGAUACAACCUCCUGUAACAGUGGAAGCUGACUACUCACCAGAAAGGAACGACAUCAUGUUCCCUAUCGCGAUGUUCCACCUCCCUUUCUAUUCUCCCAAUGGACCCCAAGCUCUUAAUUUUGGAGCGAUGGGUGCAGUCAUAGGACAUGAAAUCACACAUGCCUUUGAUAUCACGGGACGUCAGUACGACAGUAAAGGGAAGUUGAAGGAAUGGUGGGAGCCAUUCACCGCCUCCCAGUUUGAGCAGACGACCCAGUGCAUGAAGGACCAGUAUGACGGCUUCACCUUGGGUGAACUCCAGAUAAAUGGCGAGAAGACACUAGACGAAAACAUAGCUGAUAAUGGCGGACUACGGGCAGCGUAUAUUGCUUAUAACAUUUGGGAACAUGAAAACGGAAAUAGCCCGCCCCUACCAGGUGUAAAUCUCACGGAUAAACAGCUGUUUUACGUUAGUUAUGCUCAGAUGUUCUGUACCAAGUGGAAAUUUUCGGGCUUAAGGAACUAUUUAUUAAGAGAUAAUCAUUCACCUGGGCCAUUACGAGUGAAGGGAAGUCUGCAGAAUUCCAACACUUUUGGGAAAGUUUUCAACUGUCCUUUUAUUUCGGAAUACAGUCCGAAUAUCAAGUGCGAGGUGUGGUGAUGCAGUGGGUUUAUUGACAGAUGACUGUGUCAAAGAUGAAUGUGUGUCACAAGAAAAAAGGAUGGAUGGGCUUGGUUCUGUUUCCUGUUUAUCAAUAUAGAAGAAAAUUAAAUUUGAAUAGAGAGUUGCAUUGGCACUGAAAUUACAUCACUGUCAUAUGACAUUUAAUGGUAUUUAUUAUUCAGUACAUCACAUGCAUGUAUUUAUUAAUCCAAAAAUAUACAAAUAAUCCUAAUAGCAGUUAUGAGAUAAUUUAGUAUCCUAUCGGAAAUAUUUGAAGACUUCCGGUUUCUUUUCUCCAUAUGUGUUGCCUUAGGAGUAACUUCCAGCCACGCCUACUGUAGGCUAGACAGUGGUAAAACUAACAUUACAAACAUAAAUCAAAAGCAUUUCAUGGAGGUAGAUGCAUGUUGCUUUGUACUUGUCAUUCUCUUUUUCUCGCCAGUUUUGUCGCAGCCAUAGCUUACAGUAUUUUCAAACAAUACUAGUAUUUAAAUGUAUAUUAUGGAUUUAUUGUUUAACAGUAAUUCAUUGAUGUUGCCGCUCAAGUUGACAUUACUGUUAUCAUGACGUCACAAAGUGACCUGAGUAGUGCGUUUAUAGUAAGGUAUCGUAGAUUUUUUACUAUCAUCGUUGCCAUUUGUUGCCGUUUGUCAGGGCCGUUUAUGUAUAUAUAAAGCAUUCCAUUAGUAGCUUGAUUGGUCUUUCCUUGAAUGUGUAUUUUUGUCUCAUUUUUCAAAUGCACUCUGUUUAUGUGAUAAAUAUCGUUUAAAUGUUUUAGACGUAUAAGAGCUUGUUGGUUCUAGAUUUUACGCCUAUUUUUAUACACUUAUCUAUAGAAUAUACAAGAUUUUAACAUUUCCUGUUUGUUGUUUUAAGUUGAAAUAAUUGACAAAUGCUUCCUAUGCAAUAGACGUUUGGGAAAUAAAUACUUGAAAAUCAAA